AUGUCCGUCUGCAGUUCCACAUGCUUCGUCACCAAAAACUUUGACAACGGAUACAAGAGGAAGGCUGCUGAUGUCCCAAUUUACAUUGGUGGGAAGAGAAUAAAGACCGAGAUUGACGAAUACGAGGAGCUUCCGGAGCCCGACUUCAGCAAGAUCAUCACGGAGAAUCUGGUGAUUCAUUUGAUGGAACGAGUUCGGGAGUUGGAAACGGCGUUGUAUGGGGAGAGCAGUCAGGACCGUCUGAAUGAAGCGUUCGUAUAUGACAAUAGAUGUGAUGAUACGACUGUGCCGGAGAAGAGUGUCGAUGAGGUAAGGAAUUUUCAACAUUUUCUUGUUAUUUGCCUUUCGUAGGUGUAGGUCUUAGCCGUUAAAAUAAGCAUUCUUUUUUGCCUUGCGAUCAAACCCACGAAAAACAUACCUCAAGUGCAAUGCUUAGAUUUUUCUGAAACUUGACAAAACUUUAGAAGAUGUUUUUUGGAGACAUAUACGAGACUCCAAGCUCGCGAUUUGCCGAAACAAGGUUUUUAGAUCUAAAUUUUGAAAAAAAAACGCAACCCUUUUUUGCGGAUUUUGACAUGAAAACUCUCACACUCCGAUCUCAAGCCGCAAAGAAAAUUUAGCCUGUUCCAAACUUUACUCGCGGAGUAUAUUUUCACCGCAGAAGAGUACUGACUCCACGAAAAAAGCGAUUUUUUCCGCGCUAAACUGGCAAAGAUAUGCUGACCUUUGAUAUGCGGCCUAUAACCAAAAUACGCGAAAAUUUUAUAUCUUUUUCGCACUUGCGAUACUUUGCGAACUCUAGAAUUAUCAAGAAUAAGUUAAAAGUUUGGCACGUAUAUUUUAUGGACAAAAUUUACGAAUAUUUUUCCCUGCAAUUUAUUGUACAAAUUUUUAGAUUGCAUUGCUUUCCGACCACGGAGACGACACUGAUGUCAAUGGCAACGAUGCGGUUUGCAGUUUGGCAACGGAGGCGGAGGAAGAACCUCAGGAGCUAGUCGAUAGUGAGGUUGAAGAUAUUGGAAAUCACCAGGUUGUAGUGCAAGAAGAAGAUGAAAAAUUGACGAGAUUCGUUGAAGAAACGUUGGAGGAAAGGGAAGAGGAGCAAGAAGAUGUUGCAGAGAAGAGCGUUGAAGAUAACCGAGAAGAUAAUGAGACAGAAGACAAUGCCAAAAAUGAUGACAAAAGCGAAUUCAAAAUUAAGGAAGAAAAUGAGGAAGAUGACCAAAAAAAUGGCGUAGAUAUGCCUCUGAAGAGUGAAAAACCCUGCUCAUCCUUCGUAGGAGACUUUACGACCGACAGCGAGAGUGAUUUGGAAGGAGAAACUAUUGUACUGAACCGGAAUUUGAAGCCGGAACCCUCGGAAUACAGCGAAAGCUCAGAAAAACCGGGCCUUCUUCAAAAUCUGGGCCGUUUUUUGUUUAGAAAAUGA
This is a messenger RNA of Bursaphelenchus xylophilus (pine wood nematode), 1429 nucleotides long. The record is from the annotation of a GenBank genome assembly. NCBI's taxonomy places the organism in Eukaryota, Metazoa, Nematoda, Chromadorea, Rhabditida, Aphelenchoididae.